UGCCCGUCCGAAGGAGGCGCAGACCUGUUCUACAGCCCGCACAUGUAAAUGAACUCGUUAUGUGUGUUAGACAUGAUAUAGAGCACAUCGUUACAUCGCUUAUUUAUUAAUUUGUGGUAAUAUUAAAAUAAACACUCCCGUAGGGAAAAUUGCCUACGAAUUAAUCGACAAUCGAUGGAACUUUCAUAUCAAGCCAUGAAAACAGCGAAUCAAGCGAGAGAAGCAGACGAACUGAGAAACGAGACCAGAAGGCGGAAUUUGCUGAUCCUGAUCUUCCACUAUCUGAAGGAGGAAGGGUAUAUGGAUGCUGCCGGGGUCUUGGAGCAGGAGACCAGUUUUGGCCUCCAUAGGUUUGAAGCCUGUGACAACAUAGACUUGGAAACCAUUCUUAUGGAAUAUGAAAGCUAUUAUUUCAUCAGGUUCCAGAAGUAUCCCAAGUUAACCAAGAAGGUACCAGAAACAUGUGAAAGCAGACAGGCACGAAGUAGUGGUAAAAAAAGGACCAGUUCAGCCUCCCACACGUUGCCCAGGAUCAGCUCCACUCACUGCCCCUCAUCCAGGCUGAAGAAGGCGGAGUCCAAGACGGUGGCCAAGGACGGCAGCAAAACCGCCAGCGAGAAUGGACAGUCAUCCCCACCUGAGAUGACUGAAUUUGGCCUAAAUGUGUUGCCCAUCAUCCGGAGCGGGGCGGGAGAGGCGGCACAAGUGAAGAGGGCUCAGCUGCUAGACUAUCGCACCCUGAUCCAUGAUGCUGUGAGAGGUGUCUCCAGUGAGCUGACCUGCCACUCAGACCCCACGGACCGCCUGUUGAAACCAAUCAGCGCCUUCUGCGGUAUGAACGCUGAGACCAGAGAGCUUGCAGCAAUUAUCAGCAAGGACAUCUAUUUACACAACCCCAAUGUGAGGUGGGACGACAUUAUCGGGCUGGAGGCCGCCAAGCGAUUAGUCAAAGAGGCUGUCGUCUACCCCAUUAAGUACCCACAGCUGUUCACGGGCAUCCUCUCUCCCUGGAAGGGUCUCCUACUCUAUGGACCCCCUGGCACAGGGAAGACCAUGCUUGCAAAGGCAGUUGCCACAGAGUGCCACACGACCUUCUUCAACAUCUCCGCCUCCAGCAUAGUCAGCAAGUGGAGGGGCGACUCAGAGAAGCUAGUCCGGGUUCUGUUUGAACUGGCCCGGUACCAUGCUCCUUCCACCAUCUUUCUAGAUGAGCUGGAGUCUGUCAUGAGCCAGAGAGGAACUGGCCCAGGAGGGGAGCAUGAGGGAAGCCGUAGGAUGAAGACUGAGCUCCUGGUACAGAUGGAUGGUCUGGUACACUCUGAUGACCUGGUUUUUGUGCUGGCUGCUUCAAACCUGCCCUGGGAGCUGGACUAUGGCAUGCUGCGUCGCUUGGACAAGCGGAUCCUGGUGGGUCUGCCCUCGUGUUCUGCUCGCCAGGCUAUGAUUGCACAUUGGCUGCCACCACUCAGCAACACAGAGGGUGUCGAACUGCGCACGGAGCUGGACUACGGCAUGCUGGCACAGGAGACAGAAGGCUACUCUGGUUCAGAUAUUAAGCUGGUGUGUAAGGAGGCUGCAAUGAGGCCCGUUCGGAAGAUAUUUGAUGCACUCGAGGACCAUGAAGGAGGUAACUCAAAGAUGCCUGUGAUCCAGCUGGAGACCGUAACAACAGAUGACUUCCUGGAGGUGAUUGCUCACACCAAACCUUCAGCCAGAAACCUGACUGAUAAGUACAUGGCAUGGGAGAAAGAGUACGAGUCUGUCUGAAAAAAGGAACGCUCCCAUACUCCAACCUUAUUGCCGUGGCUCAGCAAUUACAUCAUACUAGCUGCCUACAUGGACUUCAUCACACAUAAUCUACAACUUAUGUUUUGAAUAUAUUUAUUUAUAUACAGUAGGCUCUUAGCAUUAAGGGCAACCUGAAACACCACCUUGUUAUCAUACACACACACCAUCUGAAACCACUUGUCCCAUACGGGGUCGUGGGGAGCCGGAGCCUAACC
Scleropages formosus (Asian bonytongue) is the source of this 2003-nucleotide messenger RNA. It is a transcript of the gene katnal2, whose product is annotated as katanin p60 subunit A-like 2. Lineage: Eukaryota; Metazoa; Chordata; Actinopteri; Osteoglossiformes; Osteoglossidae. Gene Ontology annotation, molecular function: protein binding; ATP binding; ATP hydrolysis activity. The transcript is spliced from 16 exons. The coding region runs from base 175 to 1767 and encodes 530 amino acids. The record is from RefSeq and is a predicted model, not a curated record.